AUGAUCUUCUUGUGUGCAUUCAUACUCCUGCGCUUAAGUUCUGUCGCUGCAGGUUAUUCUCUCAUUGGAAAAAAUGUGUUGGUUACAGGUUCGUCUGGAGGCAUUGGCAAAGGCAUUGCGUUGAAACUUGGCAAGGAAGGAGCCAAUGUGAUUGUUCAUUACAACAACCGAAAAGUAGAAGCCCAAGUUACGAAAGAAAACUUAGGCAACUCUUGUCUUGGCGUCCUUCAUUGCGACUUUCGAAAGCCAGAAACAAUACCAGAUUUCAUGGCAAAGGUUCAAGAGCUCUGCAAAGAUGGGCUAGAUAUCUUGGUGAACAAUGCAGGAUCCAUCACCAAGCUCCCACUUGAAGACGAUGACACCGACCUUUCCUCAUGGCAUGACACAAUGGCUGUCAAUUUACAUGCACCAUUAUUGCUGAGUAAACUAGCUCUACCGACCAUGAAGAAAAAGGGAGAAGGGGUAAUCAUCAACAUUAGUUCGAUUCACGGCGAAAGAUCCAACGAAUUCAUGGGGGCAUAUGCCUGCAGCAAGUCUGGACUAGACUCUUUGACUAGAAGUAUGGCCAUCGAAUUUGCCCCUUACAACGUUCGGGUAAAUGGUGUUGCCCCUGGUGUGGUACCGGUGGAACGAACUGAAAAAGCCUUUCAAGACGACUCGAUGCGAAAUUCCUGGGCCGAAAAGUGUUUGGUUGGAAGACUGGGAACAGUGGAAGAAGUAGCCGACGUGUGCAUUCCUUUGAUUGAGAAUGAAUGGAUCACUGGAUCUACUUGGGAAAUCGAUGGAGGACUGAUGGCUCGGGGGAAUUACCCUGUGCGGCCUCGACCUUUGUCGCAAGGAUGA
This is a messenger RNA of Cylindrotheca closterium, 843 nucleotides long. The record is from the annotation of a GenBank genome assembly. NCBI's taxonomy places the organism in Eukaryota, Bacillariophyta, Bacillariophyceae, Bacillariales, Bacillariaceae.